Molecule: messenger RNA, 1205 nt
Organism: Asparagus officinalis (garden asparagus)
Lineage: Eukaryota; Viridiplantae; Streptophyta; Magnoliopsida; Asparagales; Asparagaceae
Product: DNA-directed RNA polymerase III subunit RPC4-like
Exons: 12
Coding region: 143-1033 (296 amino acids)
Biological process (GO): transcription by RNA polymerase III
Cellular component (GO): RNA polymerase III complex
Molecular function (GO): DNA binding
Source: RefSeq, a predicted model, not a curated record
CGGGUACUUCCUCAAUCCGCCCGUUGAAAUCCCCAAAACCCUAAAUUAUCGCUCCUUGUUCCUCAAUAAAAUUAGGGUUUCAAAUUUAACUGCUCUCCUCUCUAUUAUCGAAGUGCCCUUGCUCCAAGGAAAUUUCUGAGAAAUGAAGAGGGGAGCAGAUGAUGAUGCUUCAGCUCCUGUUCCGAAAAUGAAAUUCACGCCGAAAAAACCACCGAGGAAGCUAACAAAAAAAGUUGCGAGCAAAAAGGCACCAGAAGACAAUCGCAUUAAUAAGGAGUUGCUAGCGAGGCUCAACAAUGCAAAGAAUGAAAACAGUUUCGGGAGGAAGCCUAAGGACGAGAGAAAAUCUGCCCCUGUUCAAGUUGCCUUUGGACAUGGAAGCUCAUCACUCGCCAGGUCGUUUGGCAAUCCUAGAAGUUCAGUUACAACGUUGAAUAUUUCUAAAAGUGAAGUUGCUGAAAACAUUCAUGAAGAUGAUUCUGUUAUGUCAAUACCAACAGUAAAGGAAUAUGUUGAGCCAUGGGACUAUGCUCAUUCUGAUUAUCCUCUCACACUUCCAUUGAGGAGGCCAUAUUCGGGAGACCCUGAAAUUCUCGACAAAGAGGAAUUUGGUGAGGACUCAACCAGUAGAGAUAAUAUGCCCGUUUCCCCUGCUGAAGAUCUUGGUCUAAAGGGAACAAGCACAAAUCCUCCGAUGUUCCUUUUCCAGUUACCCACAGCUCUUCCAUUGGCUAAACCAGGCACUGCUACUACAGAGAGCACAAGGAGAGGCAGUAGGCCAACUGGAUGCACUUUGAAGGACCUCCCAUCAGGCGGUAUAGGAAAAAUGUUGGUAUACAAGAGUGGAAAGAUUAAGAUGAAGUUUGGAGAUGCGCUCUUUGAUGUUUCAGUUGGGGAGAAUUUUAGCUCUGCCCAAGAUGCUGCAGUGAUCAAUGUCAAAGAAAAGCACUGUUGUGUUCUAUCCGAUGUCCCCAAGAGUGUGGUGGUAACCCCAGACGUCGAUUUUCUCUUAGACUCUAUCAAAAAUUCGUGAUCGGUUUUACUAAUAAAAAAAAUUGUGCAUUCUGAUUGUAAUCUUUAUUUAGAACAACUCCGCGAGAGUUUUGAGCGGACACGUAUCCGUUGUAUAUAUCAAUUAGAGUGUGGAGAGUUUAACUAUGUAAAAUUUGAUAUGAUGUAAAUGAAUUUGACAUGUUUCUGAUGGU